UAUUUUUAGCCACCCCCACCAUAUAGGGAUCAAAAACCAAGAUUGGUGGCAACAAUAUACGCCUUAAUAUUUAACCCCGUUUACUUUUGGCAACAUACGUUAAUGUCAAUGCCAUUUCGAAACACGUCAGAAAUUGUGAACCCAGAAUCGGAGGACUUACCCGAAUCAAUUGCAUAUUUUCAUAAUGCCUUGAUAAUCAAUCCGACAUUUUGGAACGAUAAUCAGAAAAUACGCAAUCAUUUGGAAGCAUCUGUUCACAAGCGUUAUUAUAUUGACACGUUUCUAGUGUACCUUAAGUCGCUACGUUUAAAGAUAUUGGCAUACCAAUCUGGAGAAAUAAUAGUAAACGAUAACGCUGAGGAUACCGAAUUUUCUAUAGAAGAUCUAACUGUAGAUCAAAAGAUGGUAUUUUACUAUGUUAAAUCAAUCUUAUUGUCAAUGGAUCGCAGAAAAAAUGUAAAUCUUUCUUCAUCUUGCAUAUAAAAAUGUAUCUUACCAGCAUUUUGUUAACAAUCUUAUUUUCCGUACACAGACAAAUCCACAAGCUAAUUCUGAUAUCGACAAUGUUUCCCUCUUCGAACAGUCAAUGGAUUCAAGCUUCAUUGAUGACGACAGCGAUUGUGUUCAAAGUAUUGAUAUUAAUAACUACAAUGAAUCGUUGAACCAGAUGUUGAUAGCGAAUCUCCUUUAAAUCGCAAAAUUUUACUUUGUGGCAACCCAGGU
Hydractinia symbiolongicarpus is the source of this 723-nucleotide messenger RNA. RefSeq lists its product as uncharacterized. Lineage: Eukaryota; Metazoa; Cnidaria; Hydrozoa; Anthoathecata; Hydractiniidae. The coding region runs from base 103 to 483 and encodes 126 amino acids. The record is from RefSeq and is a predicted model, not a curated record. The transcript has 2 exons.